This is a messenger RNA of Sceloporus undulatus (fence lizard), 5050 nucleotides long. RefSeq names its product membrane bound transcription factor peptidase, site 2 (gene MBTPS2). Gene Ontology annotation, cellular component: cytoplasm; membrane. The transcript has 11 exons. Gene Ontology annotation, biological process: regulation of response to endoplasmic reticulum stress; membrane protein intracellular domain proteolysis. The coding region runs from base 88 to 1572 and encodes 494 amino acids. NCBI's taxonomy places the organism in Eukaryota, Metazoa, Chordata, Lepidosauria, Squamata, Phrynosomatidae. Gene Ontology annotation, molecular function: metalloendopeptidase activity; protein binding. The record is from RefSeq and is a predicted model, not a curated record.
CCCCUCCAAGGAAACGGGGGCAGUGGUCUAUAGUUCCGCUGUGUUUGUGUUCCGGGGCUGCCAAGCGAAACCUCUUCGGGCGGGAAGAUGAUUCCGAUGCCGGUGGUGGUUUGCGUGCUGGGGGGCUGGUGCGCGGUGUACCUGGCCGACACGGCGCUCAAGUCAUCUCCCUCUCUGAAGGCAUCUUACGAGGAUUGGCUCACAUCCUAUGGUCUGACUGUCUCUCCAUUUCAUAUGCGAUGGCAGACAUCUCUUUUCAACCGCCUGUUUUACAGCUGGGGAAGAUGGAAGCCCAGAUUUCUUUACCUAUGGUUUAACAUGGGAAUGGUUUUUGGCAUAGCUGCUAUGUUUGGUUCUGUUAUCCUUCUGGGAAAGACACUGCUGCAGACUCUCUCGCAGAUGCUGACUGAGUCUCCUACAGGUCAGAAUGAUCAGAUGCUGCAGGUCGUGGUGCCUGGUGUAAAUCUUCCCAUCAGCCAGCUGUCCUAUUUCUUCACAGCCAUCCUGAUCAGUGGUGUCAUACAUGAAGUUGGCCAUGGGGUGGCAGCUAUCCGGGAGCAAGUUCGGUUUAAUGGCUUUGGAAUUUUUAUAUUUAUUGUUUAUCCUGGGGCAUUUGUUGAUCUCUUCACCACUCAUUUGCAACUAAUUUCUCCAAUCCAGCAGUUAAGAAUAUUUUGUGCAGGAGUUUGGCAUAACUUUGUGCUUGGAGUUGCAGGCCUUGUGGUUCUCUUCUUACUGCCAGCUAUACUUUUUCCAUUGUAUUACACUAGUGCUGGGGCGCUUGUCACUGAAAUAACAGAGGAUUCUCCUGCUAAUGGGCCCAGAGGCCUUUUUGUUGGUGAUCUUGUCACUGGUCUGCAAGACUGCCCAGUUAAUAGUGUGGAGGACUGGAAUUCCUGCCUGGGAAAGAUCUCUCUGAAGCCACAGGCAGGCUAUUGCAUAAAGACAUCAGUACUACAACAGCUGAGUUACCCAUCUAGAGGUUUUAGAAGACUUGAUGGUACUAUUGAAUGUUGCAGCAACAACAGCCUCACAGAUGUCUGCUUUUCAUACAUUAAUAAUCUGAACAAUCACCAGUACGCUUGCUUGCCAGCACGGAAAGCUAUCGAAGCCAGUCAACUUUGCCGAACAAAUGCAGAUUGCCGGAAGGAUUUUGUUCCAAGUGUGUGUGUGACACCUUCUUUGGAAAAUCAAACCAGAUUCAUUUGGGUGAAACAUCCUCCUCAGGUUGAUAUGUUGUUUGUUGGGCACCCACUGCAUCUUCAAUAUACAGUGAGCCUCAGCAGUUUUGUACCUCGACACAACUUUCUCAGUAUGGACUUUCCUGUGGUUCUGGAAACGUUUUGCAAAUACCUGGUUUCACUCUCAGGGGCAUUGGCCGUGAUUAAUGCAGUCCCUUGCUUUGCUUUGGAUGGUCAAUGGAUAUUGAACUCUUUCCUGGAAGCUACCCUUAGCACACUGAUUCUUGAAAAACAAAACAGGGAGUUGGUUGGCUUUUUAAUUUUGCUUGCUGGCAGCACACUUUUGGCUGCCAAUGUGGCACUAGGACUCUGGGUUGUGACAGCACGAUAGCAUAUUGGCUCAUUUUGACAUUGGAUGGUGGAUAUUCAAAGUAACUGGAAAACAGUGAAAUAUGUUACCUUUGAAAAUUGUAGGAGCAGAAGGAGCUUCAAUCAAAUUAUAUUUCAAGAAAGUCCUGUAAAUUGCAAGGAAUUCAAGACUGAAAAGGAUUUUUUAAAAGUAAAAACUGUAUUGAAAAAGGAGAAUUAGGGUAAAAUUCAGGUUACAUAGGUUUCCAAAUAGAAUCAUUGUUCAGCACUGAUAUAUUGGGCAGGAGGGAGGGUUCCAGUGAAUUCUUUUGAAAUGAACUGACUGUAUCUUAUCACCCAACUAAAUUGUGUUACUCUGAUCAUAUCUUAGAUUAAACUGUGAAAACCUGUUGCAUCAGGUAAUUUGUGUCAAAAGUCCACCCAAAAAUGGAUCAAAAUGGCAUCACGUAGCAUCACAUACAUUGUUUUCAAGAUGUAUUGCCUCAGGUUUUACAUUGUUUGUAAAGAUUGUUACAAUUUCCAUACACGUUGCUUAUUCUUGAGGCCUGGUGAAAGCUUUAGUAGAGACAGUCAUUGUGAGCUAGAUGUAUGUGAAGCUUUCAUGUGAUUGUGAUUUUAAAAACCACAACAAUUCUAGUGUCUUUUGAGAAAUCUCUAGAAAAGGCAUAAACUCCUUCCCCCAGAAUCAUGCCACUAGAAGAUUUGAAAGACUGCUAUACAUACAGGUGGCAAUGUGAACUUCUAGUACCUUGCAGUUAUACUUACCACUAAAACAGUGCUGUUCGACACUUCAGAUAAACAUUUCUUUUUGUGACUGAGAAGAUGAGUGCAUUUUGCCUAUUAUCCAUUGUGGAACUCAUAUUCCAUGUAUAUAACAAUUUUUACAGUGAAUGCUAUGAAUGCUCUUUCCCUCCAGCAAAUGGCAUCCAUUUAUGUAUCUUGCUUUUUUCACCUUUAAUGUAGAUUAUGCAGAUCACACUGCUUGUAAUUCCAGAAUCUAUUGCGUUUUGCUGUGCAUUCCCCCAACCUUUGAGGAUAGCUACGUUGAAAUCACAUUGGACCAUGAUGAAAUGACCAUGAGUAGGGUGCCCCUUCAGAUGUUCCUUCUCAAGGUAACAAAGUGCCACCCAUCUUUGCCCCACGUCUGUGCUGCAGCAUCCACAUGUUGCAGCACAGACGCGCUAUCUAAAAGGAACCGCUCUAAGGCAACGCAGCCCUAUGAUGGCUCUUCAGCGCCCUUAUGUCACGAGGCUACGCCCUGUGUGGACGGGGCCGCAGCCUUGUGACAUAAUGGUGCCGAUAGUAGGGCUUGGCACAUAUGGAUGUUGCGCCAUAUUGAGCCCUACUGUCAGCGCAAACUGCUCAUCUGUACUGGGCCAAAAUCAGAGAACUGUGAGUGGAGAUGUAAAGGGUGGAGCAAAUACAUACAGUCCCAUGCAUCCACCAUCUUGUAGCCAUCAUGCAUUCAAAUAUCCAUGAACAGUGUGAUUGUUGUAAAGGCUUUGCUACAAAUUUCUAAUGUGCAAUACUCCCCCAUCUUAAAAUACAUGUUUCAAAAUUCUGCAUGGAGCAGCUUUCCUUUAUCUUCUGUGAAGGGAAACUCUCAUGCUUUUAUAGGAAUUUUUAAUUUAGAUGAAGAUGAGCCAUCUCUUAAAAAGUUCUAUGUUGCCUCCAAAGUGUGGCUGUUCUCUUGUUAGCUCCUUUUGAACAUCAUUGAUACACUGAUUAUUCAAAGGAUAUUUAAAGUUUUCUUUUCUUACCUAGUUAUAUUUUCUUUUUUAACUGUGUGUUUCAGACAUCAUAUGCCUAAAACACUUUAUUAUGGCCUAUGUCUGUCUGAGAAAUAUAAAGGGUAUGCUUGUACAUUUUAACAAUUGGUUGGAGAUCUCUUUGUAUAUGUCAUGGCAUAGAAGCAGAACCUAAAUUUAAAUCUAAAAUAUAAAUGAUGAUAAUGAUGAUGUGUGCCAUUGCUAAUUUAUACUCAUUGUAAACAUCUGUAUCAGAUGCAAAGCUGUUUGAUAUUCACAGAAAAUGUACAUAAUUUAGAUUGAAAUCCUAAGCACACUUAAUAGAGUGACAGCCUGACUGAGCUCAGUGGGUUUUACCACUGAGUAGACAUGCUUAGGAUUGCAUUGUAUGAGUAAUAUAUAACUGGGCUGUAGUGAUGAAUCUUACUGUUAGGUUUAUAAAUAAAUAUAGAGUUAACAUGUCAAUUUUUGUGGCAUAACCUGAUAAUGGUGGUGAAUUGUAACUAUGUAAUUAAAGACUUUUCCUGAACUAGGUUGCAAAAUACUUUUUGUACAAAAGUUGUAUAUUGGAGUUGCAGAAAUGUUACACAUUUUGUCUUUAGUGUGUGCUUAUUUGUUUGUUUGUAUAUAAUUAGUAUCAAUAGUUUUUAAGACUGGGCAAAUUAUACUUGGAAUGUCUGAUUGCCAAGGCCACAGUCCAACACAGUGUUGAAAGCAAUUUCAGCACACAGAAGUAUUUGUAGCUCUGGCUUAGAUCCAGUACUGUCAACUUGGUACAAGAAUAAAUUGCUUGUCUUCUAUUGUGAAAAAGGUAUACUAUGUGACAUUUGUCAGUAAAUGAAUCAUUCUGAUCUACUGGUAUGUCUUAGAAUCCUUGUUCUUGUGAUUAGCCAAAAGCAACUUCUUGUACAAGAACAUAUGUGUAAGUCCUUUUGGUACAGAUGAAGGUAAGGUUCUUAACUAUAUACUGCUUGAUGUGAUAAAGUAAUAUUGGGGUCAGGUGAAGAUUAAAAGUAUUUUGUAAUGUUUCUUGACACCAUUGUGACUUCUGGCUUGCUGAAGUCCAGAAUCCUUUCUCUGCAAAUGGUACAAAUAUAUGAAUCAGUCACCUUGAACUCUUAUUUGAUUGCCUGAAAGCAAAUUCUAUUGAAAUGAAUGGGGUGCUUGCUUCUGUAACAGUGCUGUAAACAGCCAGGAUGUAAAGGCACAUAGGUUUUACUGUGAAAGUACGGUACAAUUACUUACAUUCAAUAAAAACAAAAAACGCUUGAACAGUUUAAGAUGUGAAUUUAGAUUAGCAAUGUCGCCUAGCAAAUAAGCAUUCAGUGCUCCUGAUAACAGUACUUAUUUCAAUGAAGCUGUUUAUAAAUUAUCCUUUGACUUUUCAUUCCCGAAUGAGGGCUGAGGGUUCUUUUCUACGACCUCAUUUACAACUGGUCACUGGUAUAUUCAGCUAAGAAUUUUCAAUUACUUUCCCUAUAAUUAUUUAGCUAAUGUUCAAGACAUACCUACACUAGGGUAAAUUUAUAGCUGUAAAAAUAAUACAGGGUUUUGGUAGUAAACAUUUUGUUCAUUUGUUUGGUUAAAUGGUGAUGCUCAGUUAAGUGAGAAGUUCUUGUUUUUCCUCUCUUGUUUUAAAAGAGACUUUGCUGGUUCAAGAGAAAAUCAAAUAAAAAAGAGCUGAGAUCUCCAUUUUGUUCUCUUGUUUGUGAUGAAAUUUUGCUUUUCUGAAAAAUAAAGUCAUCAAUGCUC